Messenger RNA from Amblyraja radiata (thorny skate), 1980 nucleotides. RefSeq names its product cytochrome P450 2U1. The transcript has 5 exons. Gene Ontology annotation, biological process: xenobiotic metabolic process. Lineage: Eukaryota; Metazoa; Chordata; Chondrichthyes; Rajiformes; Rajidae. The record is from RefSeq and is a predicted model, not a curated record. Gene Ontology annotation, molecular function: iron ion binding; heme binding; oxidoreductase activity, acting on paired donors, with incorporation or reduction of molecular oxygen, reduced flavin or flavoprotein as one donor, and incorporation of one atom of oxygen. Bases 24 to 1556 code for a protein of 510 amino acids. Gene Ontology annotation, cellular component: intracellular membrane-bounded organelle; cytoplasm.
GCUGACGUCAUGGCGGGCCCAAGAUGGCGGCCCUGGACACCGGCUGUUCCUCCUCCUCCUCCUCCCACCUCCUCCUCGCCGCCGUCGCCGUGCUCCUGCUCACCCGCUACCUGCUCAAGCGCCGGGCUGGGGGCGGCUGCAAGCUUCCCCCUGGCGGGCCGAGGCGGUGGUGGGCCGUGCUGGGACUGGGACUAGGCCUAGACCUGGGCCUGGACCCUCGCCUGCCCCCGCACCUGCUGCUGGACGCCCUGGGCCGGGCCCACGGCAGCGUGUGCAGCCUGUGGCUGGGCAGCCGCCUCCUGGUGGUGCUCAGCGGCUUCCAGACGGUCAGGGACGCCCUGCAGCGCAGAGCCGACGUCUUCUCCGACCGGCCGACCAUCCCCCUCGUCACCAUCAUAACUCAGCGCAAAGGUAUAGUCUUUGCGCCAUAUGGUUUGGUCUGGAAGGAGCAAAGAAAGUUUUCUCUCUCGACUCUGAGGCAUUUCGGUUUUGGGAAACUUGAUCUCGAGCCUAAAAUCCUUGAGGAACUGCAAUUUGUGAAGUCAGAGCUUUACGACGCAGAGGGGACAGCGUUUUCUCCUUUCCACAUCAUAAACAAUGCCGUGUCAAACAUAAUCUGCUCCAUGUGCCUUGGUAAACGGUUUGACUAUGAAGAUGAGGAGUUUAGAAUCGUUUUGCAUCAAAUUGCUCGAGGAAUGAAGCUAGCAUCAAACAGUCCUGCAAUACUCAUCAAUGUAUUUCCCUUCCUUCAGUAUUUACCUUUUGGGCCUUUCAAGGAAUUUUCCCAAACAGUAAAGGAUGUCACAUCUUUCCUGAAAAAUAUCAUAGCUGCUCACCGAAAGACUUUGGACCCUGAAAACCCACGUGAUUUUAUUGAUUUUUACCUGAAAGAAGUAGACUGUGAAAUGCAAAGAAACCAAGACACGAACUUCAGUGAAGAUUAUUUAUUUUACAUAAUUAGUGAUCUCUUUGUAGCGGGGACUGAUACAACAUCGAACACUUUGCUGUGGGCUAUUCUAAUAAUGGCAUCGUAUCCAGGAGUUCAAGAACAGGUUUAUAAUGAGAUCAGGGCUGUUGUUGGUGAGUCCAGAUCUCCGUCCAUCAAAGACAAACAUCACAUGCCAUUCACAGAAGCAACAAUAAUGGAAAUUCAACGGAUGACCACAGUUGUUCCAUUAGCCAUUCCGCACAUGGCAUCAGAAACAGUAGACUUUAAAGGUUAUACCAUUCCUAAGGGAAGCAUUGUGAUUGCAAAUCUCUGGUCAGUCCACAGAGAUGUAAGCAUGUGGGAGAAACCUGAUGAAUUUAACCCUUCUCGAUUCUUGGAUGCGGAUGGAAAUGUGGUAAAACAUGAAGCUUUUAUGCCUUUUGGAAUAGGCAAAAGGAUCUGUAUGGGAGAGCAGAUGGCAAAGAUGGAGCUGUUCCUCAUCUUCAGCAGCCUCCUGCAGUCAUUUUCCUUCAAACUUCCUGAAGCUGAAGAUGCACCAAACAUGACCGGCCGAUUCGGCCUCACUCUAUCUCCACAUCCUUUCAAAAUCAUUCCUGUCAAGAGAUGACCUACUUACUGGAACACCCUGCAGGCUUACCAGGUGCAACAAUGAAGGAAGGUGAUAUCUCUGAAGUAUUUUGUAUAUAUUAUGUCCACUAUAACUUACAGAAGAUACUACUGGAGACAGACCAGACCAUCUUCCGUUGACUCGAUCUACAUUUCACGCUGCCUCGGCAUGGCCACCAGAAUAAUCAAGGAGCAGUCUCACCCCGGUCACUCCCUCUUCUCCCCUCUCCCAUCAGGCAAGUGUGAAAACACACACCUCCAGAUUCAGGGGCAGCUUCUUCCCAGGUAACUGAACCAUCCUAUCAACAACCCGAGAGCAGUCCUGAGCUACCGUCUACUUCCUUGGAGCCCCUUGGACACUCUUUAAUCGGACUUUACUAGACUUUAUCUUGAGUCUCAUACAUUGAGCGUGAGACUCAUACAUU